AUGGAUAAACAACUUCGGGAACAGCUCAAAUUGGAUCUGUUAGGAUCAAAAAUACGCUCCUCACUGAAAAUCAAAGGGAAAUCUUGGCCAUCAGUGGGAAAGUCUCGACAGUCCGCUGCUGGUGGUGUGCGUAAUUCAGGCUCAAAUGGGGGCUCUGCUGAAGUGUCUGAUUCCGAAUCAGGUGGGACGGCAUCUGCCGCAAACUCUACUGAUCAGCUGCAUGUGGACGAGGUUGCCAGAAUGUGCACGGACAUGUCUGAAGAGGAAUUUGAGCAACAGGAAGAAAAGCUGAACUUAAGGCAACACCUGGAAGGCCAACUCUAUAAGUAUACCAAUGUUAUGAAAGGAUGGCAGACCAGGUGGUUCGUCCUCGACCCCACCUCGGGAAUGCUGGAAUACUUUGAGAAGGAGGAACACAAACGAAACAGAGCAAGAGGAUCUGUGCAUUUAGCUGGUGCUGUGAUUAGUCCGUCAGACGAAGAUUCACAAACAUUUACCGUUCAUGCUGCCAAUGGAGAAGUGUUUCGGUUAAAAGCUGCUGAUGCAAGAGAGAGACAACACUGGGUCAAUCGAUUACGAGCGACCGCUGAGUUCCAUACAGACACCAUAUCCUUGAACUUGCCUCCUGUUCAAAAACUCGAUUCCAAGCCUAACAGUCAAUUCCAUGAGAACCACACCACCCGUGUGGCGAGGCCUCCAGAAUUUCUUCCCCCAACAACAGUGACAAGGAGUGUGGCUGGUGACGAACCAGAUGAAAGAUCCCAUCAUAAAUCAGUGGUGCCAACGUCACAGGACUCGUUCAAGAAUGUGAAGGAUAUCUUAUCUCAAGUCCAUGAACAGAGCCAUCAGCUUAUACAGAGACUUGACGACCUUCCAUCACAGGGGCAGUUUCUGAACUCCUUGGACAAGGAGAUACUACUACUCAAGGCCACAUCGCAGGCAACGAUGUCAUGUCUUGAAGAAUGUCUUUCAAUACUUCAGCAACAGCAGGCUGUCGCUACCCAAGGCCCACUGGGGUUGCCGUCAGGGGCAACCAUUGAAUGGAUCAAACCAAAAACACCAAAUCGCCCAUCAUCACCUCUUCAUCACAUUCGAAAAACUAGUCAUACCAGCUCAAUGUCAUCGCUUGGGAGCAGUGUCGCAAGUGUCGACUUGAAGCCUGAAUUAGUCAAAGUGAAUCAUGAAGAGGAGGUUGAAGACACAUCUGAGUACACAGAUACGGACCUAGGGGGCGUCGAGGAACAUAAGAGUGUCAUCCUGCACUUGUUGUCACAGCUCAAGCUUGGCAUGGACUUAACCAAGGUUGUGCUUCCAACGUUUAUAUUGGAAAAACGCUCACUUCUGGAAAUGUUUGCAGACUGUAUGGCACAUCCAGAUACAUUCUUAAAGAUACCUGACCGACCCGAUGCUGAAUCCCGGAUGCUGGCCGUGGUAGAGUGGUACCUGACUUCAUUCCAUGCAGGCAGGAAGGAUGGCACGUGUAAGGGUUCUGUUGCCAAAAAACCAUACAAUCCAAUCAUUGGUGAGCAUUUCCAUUGCUCGUGGGAUGUGAGUAAGGAAGCACUAAGUGAAGCUAGUCGCCCAGUGAAUGGAGAUGUGAGGACAUCGGAUGAUAUCAGAUUGUCCUACUGUGCUGAGCAGGUCUCUCAUCAUCCUCCUAUUUCCGCAUUCUAUUUUGAAUGUCCGGAGAAGGAGAUCUGUAUGAAUGCCUCUAUAUGGACCAAGUCAAAGUUUAUGGGAAUGAGUAUAGGGGUCGUCAUGGUAGGAAAAGUAACAUUGUCUCUAUUGGGGCACAAUGAAGACUAUGUAUUUACGUUGCCAAGUGCUUAUGCAAGGUCGAUCCUGACCGUUCCGUGGGUCGAAUUGGGUGAUAAAAUAACGAUUAACUGUCCAAAAACAGGUUACUCCUCUUCGGUAACCUUUCAUACGAAGAGCAUUUUGAAAGAUUCCUCUCGCGUGCAAGCCAUUGACGACCCACAGAGUUCUAAGGUGGCAAUACUAGCAGGGUCUAAGCCAUUUUACGGAGGGAAGUUGCAUCGGGUGACGACCGAGGUGAGAAACAAUGCCACACAGAACAUUUGUUGUCGAGUGACGGGCGAGUGGAAUGGUGCCAUGGAGUUCUCAUUUUCAAACGGUGAUACGAAACUAGUUGACACAGGAACGUUACCGACCACGAUGAAGCGCGUUCGACCGAUAGAGAAACAAGAGAAUAUGGAGUCGCGCCGCCUCUGGCAACAUGUCACAAAUGCGUUACGAGUCGGAGAUAUCAACACUGCCACGGAACAUAAGAGAUUUUUGGAGGAGCGACAGAGGGAGGGUGAAAGGUACAGAAGAGAAACAGAGUCAGCUUUCCCAACCAAGUAUUUCCAUUUAGAAGGCGACUCGUGGACGUACAAUCAUGUGCUCAGGAACGGACAGACAAAAGGCACUGUGUAACUUGAAGCACUUGGAGAGACCUCAUUGAUAGUGGUUCCGUAAUUGACAGGAAAUCUUGGCGGUGUUGUGAAAAGACUUUCGUGUGCCCUUUUGAUGGGAAUCAAGAUGGAUUGCUUUGCUGAAAUGUUACGUUUUCAAACUGUCUUUGCUAGAAAAGUAGGGGGCCUACUCAGUUAAAAACAUGUCAAAUGAAAUCACUGUUUGAGAUCUUGCAACUAAUACCAUUUGAUUGUUAUGCCCCGCUCCACGGGGCAUAACAUGUUUUUGCUAACAUCCUUUUCUGCGUCAUCCACCAUGUCUACAUGUUGCGGUCACUUAACUGGAGCAUUUUUGCAGCUAUCACAAUGAAACUUUAUAAUCAUGUUAUCAACCUAAUUACCUUGGAUUGGAUUGCUUGUGGGCGUGUUUUAACUUAGUGAAAUAACUGACAGACUGACAGACAGCUUGGCUGUUUACCCAUUAUAGCCUGAAGCCUUGUGAACAUUUGAAUUCUCAAAAGUCUUUAAUUAGUUACGGAACUGUAUAGAGUUGAUCAUAUGAUCACAUGUCGGGUGGAUCUGUAAGCAUGAUCACACAUGUGGAUUUGUGGAUCUGUGGAUCUGAUGUCAUUGGAUGUUAAAAAACGAUUUGGUUGUGUGGUAUGGUCUCGUCGCUCACAGGGACUCAAGGAUUAGACAUGUUACAUUUAUUUGACUUCCUUCAGUUCACUCGAGAGCAAAGUCAGGAGUUUGGAUUGGAUGUCUACUAAGUCAAGAAUUAUGUUUAUCUCAACAAAGCCUCUAAAGUCAAAAGAAGGCUGAUACAUCCACGAUUAAAAGAAAUAAAACAUUGUGACCAAGGUGUUUUUGAAUGUGCCACUUGGCACAAUUGGAAUGGGACCAUUUGAGAAAAUAGAAAUGUUUUUCAUCUUCAUGUAGAUACUCUGUUAUGAUUGAGUAUUGCAAUGAAUCUUAUAAAGUUUAUCAUAAUUCCAAUAUGAUGUACCUGUGAUAUUUUUCUAGGUAUUUGUGAUUUCAUUGAAACCAUUGAUAUCAUUCCCAUUUCUUGUCAUGUUUUUGUAUAGGUGAUUCUAAGGAGAAGUCAUUCAGAAGAUGAGGGUCAAAUAUUGAUAAUUAUUUACUGUUUAAGGGAGCGUCCAUUAAGUACGUACGCAUGAAAAUGCCAAUUUUGAGACCCCCCCUCCCCAUGUAUGCACCUUGUACGCAUUGACUCAUACCCCCCCCCCACUCCUGUACGAGCGUACGCCUAGAGAACCUUGAAUUGCCUAGCAGACGAACAGACAUAGUACCUGAUUUUGCUACAUUGUAGCGCCACAAUCGAAUUGGCAAGUCGACUGUGCAAUUUUUCUCCGACGGCGACACGCAUUACCGGGAAAUUAAACGACGCUGGAAAUUGCUAAAACAUUGUAGUCGGGUAACAUCCGAACCCAGCAGCGUAUGAGUUCACACAUCUUGUGAAGAACAAGUAUGAUUAUCCAAAUAAGACUAAGAAAGAGGAGAAGAUUAUUAUGAUAAUAUUUAUUUAUUUUUUAUUUGUUCAAAAAAUGAUUCUUGGGUUGCGUAUGUACGCAAGACCAUUAACCCCCCCUCCCCCCCUGUACGCAUAGUGUACGGAUUUCAUAGACCCCCCCUCCCCCCUCAGUGCGUACGUACUAAAUGGAUGCUCCCUAACCACAAAUUUUCGUGGGUGAUUUAUUUUCAGAGCUUCAUCGAAUUACUUAGAUUUGCAAUUCAAAAAUUGUGAAAAAUGUUUUUUUGAUUGGAAGAAACGAAAGAAAUUUCAUAAUCCUCAGAGAGAGAAAUGGUGAAAAUAUUAUUUUUUUCAGAAUAUUUGACAAAUUGCAAAAGUGAUGUGUUGGGGAAAAUUUGGCGCUUCACAGAACAAUGAACGAAAAGAUAAAAAUUUCGUACCUUGUAGGAAAUUUUGCCAAUUGGCUUGUUUCUGCAUUAUUUUAACAUUUUCAGAUUAUCCUCGACAUCAUGAUUUCAUUGUUAUUGCACAUAUUGCAGACGACUUGGUUAGUGGAUUUGUGUUGAUGAACUAUAGGUACCCAAAGGCAAACAGACUGUGUAAAUACAUUGGUGUAUAUAGUGUACAGAAAUUUAAAAUAUCAUGCAUUCUUUUUGAAGAAUUUCUAGGUCCUAUUGAUUCUAAUGAGAGAAUAUGUGAUUUUAGACUGACAUAUCUUUAGCUCGCCUGUGGGGAGUUAUACAAUACUGCAGCGUCCGCCGUUUGUUAGCGGAGCACGUUUCAUAACUGUCAAGGCCAAAUUGCCGAAAUUUGGCUUGCUGGUAGCUUUUGGCAUUGGGCUCUGACCUACUUUCUUGCCAUGUGGCUAUCUUGGAAAACCUUGUAGUUAUUAUGUUUGGUUCAUCUAAUAAGGCUGCAUCUCAUGCCAUUCAUGUCUUUUAUUUGAGCUACUUGUCAAGGUCACAAGGUCAAAGGUUAAAAGUUUACCCUUGUUCCUUACGUUUUGUUUUGGUGUACUGUUGAGGGUUCUAAUUUGGUCUUGAGGAGAGUCUGAGUUCAAACUAUGUACGCACCAAAUUUCGGCCAAAUUCAAAUAUUCUAACUGUAACCAUAUUCCUGUACUACACCCACAGGUAAGCACAUGGCCCCUGGCCAUUUUACUGGUGAAUUAGUUGAGUAAUCAUUGUCAUUUCUCAAGCUUAUCCAACAGCAUGCAAACUAUCUGUUUUGAAAUGGGGUGAAGAAAAAGAUUGAUCUUUUUCCAGAAUUGACACUUUCCUUGAAAGAUGAUUUAGAAAUGGAGCAGGACAUGUUUACUGGUAACUUUAUCCAGGUUUUCAAGGAGUACAGUCCUAGGUAUAUUUGACAUCCCUUCUAUUUCGCAUAAGUUACGUUCAACCUAGGCUAGCUAUGUUUGUGGAAGCUGCAUGCCGAGUUAGUACGCGCAGGUUGCAGCUUAUUGCAAUAUGUUCCUCAAAGGUUACAGGUAUGUUACGCUCUUCGUAUGUGAAACGGAUCAAACCAGAUGAUAUUGCAAUGAUGAAUUUUAGCUCCAGAGAGGUGAGCUUAUCUUAUGGCACGUUUUGUAACCUGUGCGCAGGGUAGCUCGUAGGCUGCAUGAAACUUAUACACAAAUGUAGCAAAAUAUACACACACCAAGGAAUGUCAAUUGUGAUUGUGACUGUAUAUCUAUUGUGCAGUAAGAAUUCUCGUGGAUUAAAUGUACAUGUAUAAGCAGUUUAAAAAAAAGAAUUACCAUUUAGUCAUUUUAUCCAAAUACGUAACUUUAAAAUCAUUUCGAUGAAAUGCAUGUACAGUUGUGUGUCUCAUGACCUGAUGAUAUUAUAGCAAAUCCACGAUUCCACCAAAACUCACAGGCAUAUCCAUUACAUCAACAUCUACCGGUAGCGUUCUGUCGAAGCAGGCAAAAAUGUGUUUUAUUAAGAGUGUUCCAUAGUUGAGUCUGUGAAAGUUGUGAUACAAAUGGACAGUCCGUGCUAGAUUUAGAAGACAAACGACACAAAAAUACUGUUUUUAUGGAAUAUUAACUAAUUCGUCACUUGUGCUAAACAGAAGGCACCGUCUUGGUACAUGUAAGAACAUGAGGUCAGAAAGCAUGUUACAUGUAGCUCAUAACGUCGUUUCAUGUGCAUUGAGAUGUACAUGAAACAACACGUCAACAUGAUGUUAUAAGCUGACAUGCUUUCUGACAACUGGGCCCUGGAAUACUAUUUUCAAAUACAUUCUUGUCAGAUUUUCUUAUGUCAUGGGGUAUUCCAGCGUUUCAUCUUAUCCUACAUGUAAUAUAUCAUAAAAUGAAUUGUAAUAAAAGAAUGAACCUGUACAUU
Lineus longissimus is the source of this 6254-nucleotide messenger RNA. RefSeq names its product oxysterol-binding protein-related protein 11-like. NCBI's taxonomy places the organism in Eukaryota, Metazoa, Nemertea, Pilidiophora, Heteronemertea, Lineidae. Gene Ontology annotation, molecular function: sterol binding. The transcript has 22 exons. Bases 1 to 2436 code for a protein of 811 amino acids. Gene Ontology annotation, cellular component: membrane; intracellular membrane-bounded organelle; cytosol. The record is from RefSeq and is a predicted model, not a curated record.